Molecule: messenger RNA, 1476 nt
Organism: Choloepus didactylus (southern two-toed sloth)
Lineage: Eukaryota; Metazoa; Chordata; Mammalia; Pilosa; Megalonychidae
Product: E3 ubiquitin-protein ligase Hakai-like
Exons: 1
Coding region: 1-1476 (491 amino acids)
Biological process (GO): regulation of cell adhesion; protein ubiquitination
Molecular function (GO): ubiquitin protein ligase activity
Source: RefSeq, a predicted model, not a curated record
AUGGAUCACACUGAUAAUGAGUUACAAGGCACUAAUAGUUCUGGAUCAUUGGGUGGUCUUGAUGUUCGUAGACGAAUUCCUAUAAAGCUCAUCUCCAAGCAAGCGAACAAAGCUAAACCUGCACCUCGAACACCAAGGACGAUAAACAGGAUGCCUGCAAAGGCUCCUCCUGGUGAUGAAGAAGGAUUUGAUUAUAAUGAAGAAGAGCGGUAUGACUGUAAAGGGGGAGAACUAUUUGGAAAUCAGCGAAGAUUUCCUGGACACCUUUUUUGGGAUUUUCAGAUAAACAUCUUAGGUGAAAAGGAUGAUACACCAGUUCAUUUCUGUGACAAAUGUGGAUUGCCUAUUAAAAUCUAUGGGCGAAUGAUUCCGUGCAAGCAUGUUUUUUGCUAUGACUGUGCUAUUUUACAUGAAAAAAAGGGAGAUAAGAUGUGUCCAGGCUGUAGUGAUCCUGUGCAGCGAAUUGAGCAGUGUACACGAGGUUCUCUCUUCAUGUGUAGCAUUGUUCAAGGGUGCAAGAGAACGUAUUUGUCUCAAAGAGACUUACAGGCUCAUAUCAAUCACCGCCAUAUGAGAGCUGGAAAACCUGUUACCCGUGCUUCACUUGAAAAUGUUCAUCCUCCUAUUGCCCCACCACCAACUGAAAUCCCUGAUCGUUUUAUGAUGCCGCCAGACAAGCACCACAUGAGCCAUAUUCCGCCAAAGCAGCACAUCAUUAUGCCACCACCUCCUUUGCAACAUGUGCCUCACGAGCACUAUAAUCAGCCACAUGAGGAUAUUCGUGCUCCUCCAGCAGAAUUGUCCAUGGCUCCACCUCCACCUCGUUCGGUCAGUCAGGAAACCUUUCGUAUUUCGACAAGAAAACACAGCAAUUUAAUAACUGUCCCUAUUCAGGAUGAUUCAAAUUCAGGUGCUAGAGAACCACCACCUCCUGCCCCAGCACCUGCUCACCAUCAUCCUGAAUAUCAGGGUCAACCAGUGGUAUCGCACCCUCAUCAUAUUAUGCCUCCACAGCAACAUUAUGCACCACCCCCACCUCCUCCACCACCAAUAAGCCAUCCAAUGCCACAUCCUCCCCAGGCUGCAGGUACUCCUCACUUGGUUUAUAGCCAAGCUCCACCUCCACCAAUGACCUCUGCUCCACCACCAAUAACCCCUCCCCCUGGACAUAUUAUUGCCCAGAUGCCACCUUAUACGAAUCAUCCUCCUCCAGGACCUCCCCCACCUCAACAUGGUGGUCCACCUGUAAGUGCACCCCCUCCUCACCAUUAUAAUCCUAACUCUUUACCCCAGUUCACUGAAGAUCAAGGAACUCUGAGCCCUCCAUUUACACAACCAGGGGGAAUGAGUCCUGGUAUAUGGCCUGCACCAAGAGGGCCACCACCUCCUCCACGAAUGCAGGGUCCGCCUUCUCAAACCCCACUUCCUGGACCACAUCAUCCAGAUCAGACAAGAUAUAGACUGUAUUACCAAUGA